Molecule: messenger RNA, 441 nt
Organism: Toxoplasma gondii ME49
Lineage: Eukaryota; Apicomplexa; Conoidasida; Eucoccidiorida; Sarcocystidae
Exons: 2
Coding region: 1-441 (146 amino acids)
Source: RefSeq, a predicted model, not a curated record
AUGUCGCUCUACUGCCCUAGCUGGAGUGCAUGCGCAUGCGCGAAGAAUUAUACGACGAAAACGCGACAAAGAAACGCGUUUCCUGCAGUUGCCUCGCUCGUCUCCGUUCUCGUCUUCUCUUCGCUGUCUCCUGCAGACACAUGGCGAGAGGCCGGUGCCUUCCUCGCGAAAGAAACCGCGGAAACCUGGCCAGGGAAAACCGCGGGAACCGCGUACAAUACCUGGAGAGAAGCCGCGAGUCAACGGAGACAGCGAUUUGAGAUGCUGGAGAAACAAAGACGCACAGCCGAAGACAGCAGGAGAAAGGCGAAGAGAGAAGAGAAAAGAAAGAAAAAGCAAAGCGAAGGCAAGAGACGAAAGACGAAAAGAGAAGGAGCAAGAACAAAGAUGGAAAACAGAGGGUCGUCGAGGCUGCUCUCAUCUGCAACGGCGAUCGGAUGA